Lodderomyces parapsilosis is the source of this 621-nucleotide messenger RNA. It is a transcript of the gene FGR39, whose product is annotated as Fgr39p. The record is from RefSeq and is a predicted model, not a curated record. The transcript has a single exon. Lineage: Eukaryota; Fungi; Ascomycota; Pichiomycetes; Serinales; Debaryomycetaceae. The coding region runs from base 1 to 621 and encodes 206 amino acids.
AUGUUCAACACCGUUAAGAAACAGGUCACAAGAACCCUACACAAUCCAAAUGUGCACGUUCUUUCCCUCUACCGCAUAAGCAUUGUAUCAACAUCGUCUCAUACUUUGACCCCCACGCGAUGCCUUUCUUUCAAAAUCCCCAAUAUCUUCAAAGCGGUUCAACAAGCAAACAAAAUCGAUGAAAGGUUUGACGAAUUGGGGAAAUCUCCCACCAAGGACAAAGUCCAACAAGUAAUUGAUGCAGUCAAAGAUACACCAGAGCUCCUAUUCCAAUUGAAUUUCUUUUUUUACGAGUGUCGAAAAUUGGGUAUAACCCAUGACAAUGCCAAUCAUCGUACUCGUAAAUGGACUUAUUGGCCAAAUAUGAUUUUCAAAUUGAUCCCUUUAAAUUCAGCCUUUUGGGAUACUUGUUACCUGUUGGACAAAGCACAACAUCAACAUCGAUUGACGCCAUUUAAGCUACAGGAUAUUGGAUUAUUGGAUCCCAAGAAUUUCCCACCUGAUUUUAUUCGACAAUUGGCUACGGGUGAAUAUAAUGGCAUUGAUUUUAGAAAUGUUAUUAUUUUUGCAUUCUCAAGACCUAAAUUUACGACAAAGGUUGAUGAAACCAAAUCUGAAUAA